Oncorhynchus gorbuscha (pink salmon) is the source of this 3035-nucleotide messenger RNA. Its product is annotated as alanine aminotransferase 2-like. The transcript is spliced from 12 exons. The record is from RefSeq and is a predicted model, not a curated record. Gene Ontology annotation, molecular function: L-alanine:2-oxoglutarate transaminase activity; pyridoxal phosphate binding. Gene Ontology annotation, biological process: biosynthetic process. NCBI's taxonomy places the organism in Eukaryota, Metazoa, Chordata, Actinopteri, Salmoniformes, Salmonidae. The coding region runs from base 718 to 2232 and encodes 504 amino acids.
UGGAAUAUAGCCAGUGCUACUUGAGUCCUUGGAGGUCAACACCGACUAGUUGAGGGUUUUGGGGUGUACAUUGAAAGAAAGAGACUACUUUUUUUUCUGUCUAUGUAGAAAGUGCUUGGAGGUCUAUGUAGAAAGUGCUUGGAGGUCUAUGUAGAAAGUGCUUGGAGGUCUAUGUAGAAAGUGCUUGGAGGUCUAUGUAGAAGGUGCUUGGAGGUCUAUGUAGAAGGUGCUUGGAGGUCUAUGUAGAAAGUGCUUGGAGGUCUAUGUAGAGAGUGCUUGGAGGUCUAUGUAGAAAGUGCUUGGAGGUCUAUGUAGAAAGUGCUUGGAGGUCUAUGUAGAAAGUGCUUGGAGGUCUAUGUAGAGAGUGCUUGGAGUUCUAUGUAGAAAGUGCUUGGAGGUCUAUGUAGAAGGUGCUUGGAGGUCUAUGUAGAAGGUGCUUGGAGGUCUAUGUAGAAAGUGCUUGGAGGUCUAUGUAGAGAGUGCUUGGAGGUCUAUGUAGAGAGUGCUUGGAGGUCUAUGUAGAAAGUGCUUGGAGGUCUAUGUAGAAGGUGCUUGGAGGUCUAUGUGAAAGUGCUUGGAGGUCUAUGUAGAAAGUGCUUGGAGGUCUAUGUAGAAAGUGCUAGUUGAGGGUUUGGUGAUCUAUAGACUGUGCUAUUUGGGGGUUUCUGGUCGAUAGACGGUGCUAGUUGAGGGUUUGGAGGUCCUGUCUGGUGAGGGAUGUAUUCCCUGAGAGAGGUGAACCCCAUGCUGAGAGGGAUAAGAGUUUCGCCACAGUGGGCACUACAGAGACAUUCAGAACAGAUCACUGCACUACUCCAACAGGGAGAGCAGAAACCAUUCAAGGAAGUUAUUGACAUUAGCUCAGGUGAUUCACACAGGACCGGGAUAAAACCAAUCUCCUUUGUGCGACAGGUCCUGUCGGUCUGUCUGUACCCUGAGCUCCUGCAUAAUGACACACUUCCUGUGGACGUCAGGCAGAGAGCCCAGAGGCUGCUGGGAGAGUGUGAUGGGGGCAGUGUGGGUUCAUACACAGACUCCUGUGGGCUGCCUCAUGUUCAGCGCAGCGUUGCAGAGUUCAUCACUGGUCGUGAUGGAGGAGUGCCUUCCUAUCCCCACAACAUCUUCAUCUCUGCUGGCUCACAGAUAGCUCUGAAAGUGAUGCUAAAGCUGUUGGUGAGAGGGAAGGGUGUGUCCCAAAUGGGUGUGUUGACCCCCCAGCCCUGCCCCCACACCCUGCCCAUGCUGCUGGAGGAGGUAGGGGCUGUCCUGGUGCCUUACCAGCUGAGUGAAGAGCAGGGCUGGGCCUUGGAGCCAGGGGAGCUGCACCGAGCCCUCACCGCCUCUAGAGGGCACUGCAGGCCCAGAGCGCUCUACAUCUGUAGUCUACAUCUCAUGCAGGGCUCUAGCCUUUUGGGGGCCUUAAAUGAUAUUAUCACUAUCUCACCAUACUGUCCUUUUCCCUCCCUAACAGGUCAUGUACAGAGCAGGAAAUCUAUAGAAUGGGUGAUUCAGUUUGCUGCAGAAGAGAGGCUCUUCCUAUUGGUCAAUGAGGUGUAUCAGGACUGUGUGUAUGGGGAGGGCAUGGAGUUUAUGUCCUAUAAGAGGGUCCUGUUUGAAAUGGGUCAGCAGUACUCUGAGAUGGUAGAACUGGCCUCCUUUCACUCCAUAUCCAAUGGCAUCAUAGGAGAGUGUGGGCUGCGUGCUGGGUACAUGGAGCUGGUGAAUGUGGACCCAGCAGUGAUGGUGUUUGCUGAGACCCUCCUGUGUACUGACAUCAGUGCCCCCGUCACAGGACAGAUCGCCCUAGAAAUAAUGGUUAACCCUCCAAGACCUGGAGACCCCUCCCAUAGCAAGUAUACACAGGAGAUUCUGACCAAUCGGAUCACCCUGGCCCAGAAUGCUCAGCGGGCUUGGGAGUUUCUGAUUGGUCUUCCGGGGGUGAGCUGUCAGCCAGUGACGGGAGGUAUUUUUAUCUACCCCCGUCUGAGCCUUCCCCCUGAGGCAGUGGAACAGGCAAGGUCUGACGGACUGGAGGCAGACGUGCUAUACAGUCAGAGCCUACUCGAUGAGGAGGGUGUGUGUGUGGGAGCAGGGUGUGAGCAUGGGCAGAGAGAGGACAAAUACCACAUCAGACUGUGCGUGCUGACCCCCUCUGCCACUCUAGAGAAGGUCCUGGCAUGCCUCGGCUCGUUCCACCUGCACUUCCUGGACCAGUUCUCCCAGUAUGCUUAGGGACCGAGACCCACAGUCUGCCACAGACAUCUCCAGGACAGGGAACUGGACGUUCUGAACAUAUUCUACUGGACAUCUACCAAAGAGAGAGAUGAAGGCCCUAUAAAUUAUUGAUCAUGGGGAACCUCUGAGUAAACAAAUAUAAUAGGUCUGGACUCUAUUUCGCAUAAAGUAAAAAAUUGUCACACAGCUUAGUUCAUGUUUUGAUUUGUUAUAUUAUUUUCACUGCAUCAGGAAUAUCAUACACAGAUGUUUCUGCUUUCUGUUUGUGUGUAGGUGCCUCUGAGUAGCAAAAAGCAGGUUGGUGAUUAUUGUCAUGAGUCUUGCCCUGAAGGUAAAACUGAGCGUUUUUCGCUAGAUGGGACAUCGGCAAAGUCAAAAUUGUCUGUAUCACAAAAUUAUCUUAUUAAUCUUAAUUUAAGGAUAGGGUUACGCAUUAGUUAGCAGUGUGGCUAAGGUUAGGUUUAACAUCUGAUUUUAGGACUUUGUGGCUGUGCCAGCUAGUGACUGCUGUGCCAGCUAGUGACUGCUGUGCCAGCUAGUGACUGCUAUGCCAGCUAGUGACUGCUGUGCCAGCUGGUGACUGCUGUGCCAGUUAGUGACUGCUGUGCCAGCUGGUGACCACUAUGCAGAGCUGAUUCCAGGGCAAAACUUAUGACAAUAAAUAUUAACCUGCUAACAAAACAGUAACUGUGUAAGAACUAAAUUCCUUGACAUUUUGUGUUUGAGGUUCACAUGCAUGAUAUGCAUGUUUGGAAAAUGGAAACACAGCAAUAAACUUCUAAAACAAAAGUGAUGAUAGA